Molecule: messenger RNA, 3530 nt
Organism: Daucus carota subsp. sativus
Lineage: Eukaryota; Viridiplantae; Streptophyta; Magnoliopsida; Apiales; Apiaceae
Product: probable amidase At4g34880
Exons: 6
Coding region: 1793-3346 (517 amino acids)
Source: RefSeq, a predicted model, not a curated record
CACAAUCCAUAAUUAUAUCCUCAACCAAAAUAUAUAUAAACCUCUAGCUACUGUCACCAAAAUUUCAUAACAUCAUCUCAUCUUCCUCUCUUGAAUUCUCUUUAAUAUAUACAAAACCAACAAAACAAGAAGAAAUUCGAAGCAAAUUUUCGAGACACUUACUUAGCUAGCUCAUACAAUGGCUUCUCUCAAGUCACCAACUUCUCUUGUUGCAGCUUUACUAUGCUUCUUGCUGCAAUUUUCCAUGAUCAAGGCUCACUACGCAAGCGAAGGCAUCGAUUCAGAUUUGAGCGAACGGAGCCUAAUUGUCGUAAAAAUCUGGUGUUUGGUGAUCAUAUUCUUGGGAACAUUUGUAUGUGGAUUGAUUCCACUGCUUUUCAGGUCAAAAUCCAAGGUUUUGGUACUUGGUAACUCGUUUGCUGCUGGCGUGUUCCUUGUAAUAUCAAUGCAUUUCUUGCAAGAUUCGGCCAAUGUGUCGGAUGAUUAUACGGAGGGUUCAUCUUUUUUACCUUUCAUAUUUGUGCUGAUCGGAUAUGUUUUCAUAUUAUUGGUGGAGUCGUUUUUGUUCAAGGCUAAGAAAGAGGAUGGAGAAACUCAGGCUCUUGUUCGAGUGGAGGCAGGGAUCAAAGAAGGGGAGUCUGUGAGUGAUAACAUUAGUAGUAAUCCGAGAUUAGUGAGCAAAGCUGCAGUUGAAGCGGCUGUUGUUAUUAUUUUGGGACUGUCUUUGCACUCAGUUUUUGAGGGAUUCACCAUUGGUUUAGCAGAACGCGAUAGAUAUGCCUGGAGAUAUUUGUGGACAAUUGGCAUUCACAAGGUUGCGUCGGGACUGUCACUGGGAAUUGUUGUGCUCAGAAUGCAACCGAAAAGGCCAAUAUUGACAAGCAUUGCAUACUCAUUUGCUUUCGCCAUUUCAACUCCCAUUGGAAUAAUAAUCUCACUAAUUAUCAAAAAAGCUGCUCAAGAUGGGACUGCUGAUUGGGUCUAUGUUCUAACACAGGCCGCGGCUUCUGGAGUGUUCCUCCAUGUCUCCAUUUAUCAUCUCCUUGCCAAAGGCUUUAGCCCACAAGAUCAAUCUGCUCACACCACUCCUUUUAGAAGAUUUUUCGUCUUGUGUCUGGGGAUAGGGGUUGUCACCAUUGGUUUGAUUUUCGAUUAGUAACCUCCUUCGUGUUUGGAAAGUGCUAGCAAGAUUGAAUGUAUAGGUCCUUAACUUUGAUUCAUUCUUUGUACAAUGGUUUUUAUUUAAUUACUUAGUGUGAAUUAUGUAUGCAGAAUUGAAUUGUCUAGUACAAAGAUUGUAAAUGUUUCUUGAUAAUCAUGUAUUCAUGUAACAUCUGCAACUCCUGUUUUAGUAGUUAACAACUUUCUAUCAUCUUUGAACCUGUCACUAGAUUAUUCUUGUUAUCCACCAUGAAUCUACUAGAUCAAAGCUGCAGGCUUUGUACGUUAUCUGUCGACUGUCGGUACUCUACCACAACUCAAAACACUGAAUUAAAAUAUUUACCAGUAGCAUUACCUUAUUACAACUACAUGUUUCAUAUCCCAACUACAGUUCAUUGCCCCUUGGUUCCCUGGCAUUAAACAACUUGCAAAGACAUGGUAUUAUAUAUGGCCGGCAGAAUUUGAGAAAUGCUAUUUCAGUACACCAAACACUAGUUGACAUUUCCUUGGAAUAUGCAAACAAAUUUGUCUAUAUUAGUUUAGCAACUACCUUAUGCUGUACACUUAUACAGCAUUCCAGAUUUAACUACAUAAACACAACUUAAGCAAGUUUGUUCAAGUUGUUGUUUCCAUGGUGCAACGAAACAAAAUGGCCAUCUGUUCACUGUUACAGCUUGUCAUAGCCUUGUCAACUUUCAUAUCAAGCACAAGAACUUGUGAUGCCUUCUCAAUCCAGGAGGCCUCGGUUUCUGACUUUCAAAUUGCUUUCAAGAAAAAUCUACUCACCUCUCGUGAGCUCGUUGAGUUCUACCUGGGAGAAAUUCGUGAACUCAACCCAAAUCUUAAAGGGGUUAUUGAGGUGAACCCUGAUGCUCUACUUGAGGCUGAAAAGGCUGACAAAGAACGGCAGGCAAAUUCAUCUGCAUCAUUCCCCCAUUUACAUGGCAUUCCUGUUUUACUCAAGGAUUUAAUUGCAACAAAAGACAAACUUAACACAACAGCAGGAUCAUUCGCCUUGUUGGGAUCAGUGGUGCCUCGUGAUGCUGCAGUGGUGCUGAAACUAAGGCAGGCCGGUGCUGUCAUAUUAGGGAAGGCUAGCUUGAGUGAAUGGGCAAAUUUUCGUUCACUUUCUGCACCUAGUGGUUGGAGUUCGCGGGGUGGUCAAGGGAAAAAUCCUUAUGUUUUAUCAGCAGAUCCUUGUGGUUCAAGUAGUGGAUCAGCCAUAUCUGUAGCUGCAAAUAUGGUAGCAAUAUCACUGGGCACAGAGACUGAUGGUUCGAUCUUAUGUCCAGCCAGCUUCAAUGCUGUAGUGGGCAUCAAACCAACUGUUGGCCUCACUAGCAGAUCGGGGGUCAUUCCAAUCUCUCCUAGACAAGACACAGUCGGGCCUAUCUGCAGAAGUGUAGCAGAUGCAGUUUAUGUUCUUGAGACAAUAGCAGGUUAUGAUUCAAAUGAUGCCAAUGCAACAAAAGUGGCAUCAAAGUACAUUCCAUCCGGUGGAUAUACUCAAUUCUUGAGGAUCAAUGGCCUUGUUGGAAAAAGAUUGGGGAUAGUUAGAAAUCCAUUUUUCAGCUUUAUUAAUGAUUCUGAGGUAUCACUACAUUUUGAACAGCAUUUUAAGACACUCAGGCAAAGAGGCGCAAUUUUGGUAGAUGAUCUUGAAGUGCCCAACAUCAGUGUUAUCCUAAACUCCACUUUAAGUGGUGAAGCAACAGCCCUGUUAGCUGAAUUCAAGCUAUCUAUAAAUGCGUACUUGGAAGACCUUGUGAUUUCCCCAGUUCGUUCCUUGGCAGAUAUAAUAGCGUUUAACCAGAAUUUCUCUGAUUUGGAAAUGCUAGAUGAACUCGGGCAAGUAAUAUUUUUGGCUGCAGAAGCCACAAACGGUAUAGGCAUGGACGAGACAAAAGCUAUACUGAGUUUAGAAAAACUGAGUAGAGAUGGACUGGAAAAGCUAAUGCGAGACCAUAAGCUUGAUGCAGUAGUGACUCCUAGUCCAUUUUGUGCUCCGGUUCUUGCAAUCGGAGGGUAUCCAGGAAUCACUGUCCCUGCUGCAUAUGAUAGUAAUGGGGUUCCCCGGGGCAUAUGUUUUGGUGGCUUGAAAGGCUCAGAGCCUAAACUGAUAGAAAUCGCCUAUGGGUUUGAGCAAGCAACCAAGAUUCGAAAGCCUCCUACAUUUCUACUUUAAAUAUCAUGUUCUGGCAUAUCGGAAUCUUCACUUCAGUAAGAUUAAUGUAGACACUGUCAGCUGAAAACCGCAAACUCUCUCUUCAAGGUGCACUAGUUGCAAGCUAUCCAAAUUUGCACUCUGUAUUCUACAGACUUGAGACAAUCUAUGUCUUUCAUUUGUACUACGACGAUUUAUUCUUCUA